Puntigrus tetrazona (Sumatra barb) is the source of this 2743-nucleotide messenger RNA. RefSeq names its product chromosome 18 C19orf47 homolog (gene c18h19orf47). NCBI's taxonomy places the organism in Eukaryota, Metazoa, Chordata, Actinopteri, Cypriniformes, Cyprinidae. The record is from RefSeq and is a predicted model, not a curated record. The coding region runs from base 39 to 1217 and encodes 392 amino acids. The transcript is spliced from 8 exons. Gene Ontology annotation, cellular component: nucleus.
ACAAGAUUUCCGCGACGCGUCGGUUUUUCCCUGGGAAGAUGGCGACGGUCACAACAGCCACCUCAGAAUGGAUCCAGUUCUUCAAAGAUGCUGGGAUCCCUCCUGGACUGGCUGUCAACUACGCAGUGUCGUUUGUUGAUAACAGGAUUCAGAAAAGCAUGCUCAUGGACCUCAGUAAGGAAAUAAUGAUGGACUUGGGAAUUACAGUCAUCGGGGACAUCAUAGCCAUUCUCAAACAUGCAAAGCAUGUGUAUAGACAGGAUAUGUGCAAAACGACAACCGAGGCCAUUUCGUCUGGACAGACUAGUGUACAGGCUGAACUGAGACGUACUGCAAACACUCCUGCCACACGCAUGAUUGCCAAUGCUCUGAGCCGGGACUCCCCACCAAGCACUCCUGCUCGGCGCCCUGACAACCGAAUUUCAGUAACGGUCUCCAACGCCAGUGCCAAAACAGUGCCCAGCAAGCCAACAGAAGAAAAUGGGUUGCAAGUAAAGCGCCGGCGAGUCACAAGAGAAAUGGAGGGCAAAUAUAUCAUAAACAUGCCAAAAGGCACCACAGCUCGAACUCGGCGCAUCCUGGCGCAGCAGGCAAAGAAAGCUAAGGUUUUAAAGCGUACUUCAGUGUUUGACAGACUCGGGGCAGAGUCAAAGGCAGACACCACCUCAGCCAAUAAGCAGCCAACAGGUGUGUUUAGCCGACUGGGUGAAGCAGAGGAAGACGAAGACAGCGGAGGAAAGACAGAUGGUGUUGCAGACGCUUUCGAGGACAAUGACAGCGACGGCGACGGCUCGGUGCUGCAGUAUGCCGGCGUCCUCAAACGACCCCCACCCACUUCUAAAAAAGAGACCGUAACAGCCAAAACUAAACCCCUCACUCUGCGUCGACUCGGCGCAAAGUACAAACUCCCCUUAUCUGAAGGCACACCGCCGAUAUCCUCCUCUACCUCCUCCUCCAACCAAGAGGGGACACCCAAACUGGGUGUACUGCAGAGACUGGGCAAGGCCCCGUCGGUCAACCCUACCUCCUCGACCCCUCUAGUCAAUCAGCCUGCAGACACCCAGGACAGUCGUGUUACGAGUAGCAGGAGCAAAUUCCAGGGCAGCUUUGCUCUGGCCAGCCCUAAGGUCAGUAGCAGCACAGGUGACACUCACGGGGCUCAGAUGGACGCUGGCUCGGUCAGUGUAUUCAAGAGACUGGGCGCGCGGAAAACCUAAUACCUGAAAAACUAAAAGGCACCCCUUUUUUUUAUCCAGUAUGCCUAUUUUAUAACUUAAAACCCACCUGAAUUUCCGUUUGAGUGAGUGGAGAAACUCUAGGACCACCCUUGAUGGAUUGGGAAGUCGAUAUGCUGUACCUCAUGGAGUGUUAUGAAUUGAUGAUACUAGGGGGAAAAAGGGACAGCUGCAAUAUCUGUUAAAUGUCAGUGUGGACAUACCUGUUCUCAUUAUGUUUGGUUAUAGGAAUCAUGCUCUAUACCCCAUCCUACUUUUAUAGCUGCUCUCCUGCGCCUAUGUGAGUGAAACAUUUUUUCCAGAUUAAAGGGGGGGGGGUUUGUAAUAAAGAUUUUAUAAUGCAUGGCGCCCAGCAUCGAAUGCUCGAAAUGUCAAGGGUAUUUUUUGUUUUCCACUACCGUAGCCAAGAGACGUAAGUAAAAGCAUGUGCUAUGUUUACCGCAAACACCUCAGCUUACCGAUUCCUUCAUGAAGUAAGCUCAUGUUCUUACCUCCUAGCUUUUAAAGGGAUAGUUCACAAAAAAAUUUUUUUAAUUGUCAUCAUAUAUUCACUCUCAUGUCAUUUUCUUUCUUCUGUGGAAUUGUUUUUAGUCAGAAUCUUCAGAUUCUAAUUUUUGUUCCGCAGAAGAAGAAAACCCGUAUAGCUUUGGACAAGAGGAGGAGUAAAUGGUUACUCUUUCAUUUUUGGUUGAAUCAUCCCAUUCACUUCACAGGAUUUUUAUAAUACAAAAAAGCCUUUUGUUGGCUUUAAACUGCACGCAUGAGCAUUUCCAUUAAUGCGCCUUAACCUGCGGUCACACUAGACUUUUAGAAAUAAAAAUUACAUUUAACAAAUACAUUCAGAAUUAGAGAAACGUACAUUUUACUCCAUUUUCCUGCAAAUCUGCAGCUUUAAGGUUUAUUGGUGACCUAUAGGAAUUCGUAGUUCACCAAAAUUGGACUUUGAAAUGCCCAACAAUGCCAUUGUUUUAUGCGAGCUUGCAUAUUUCCUGUAUACAAGUGAAAUUGAAAAGUGUUGCGUGACCGCAACUGUAACCUUUCUCAAAGACACAAAAUCACAAUCACAGUCUGUGUUAAAGAGUCUCUGCUCUCGAAUCUCCGCAUUCAAAAUGCCAUCCAAUGAAAAUUUGUGUUGUUAAGUGUUACUUGGACAAGCAGAGCAAAUAUAGUACUGGUGAUAGCAUGCUGUUGCCAAGCAACACACGUGGAGGUGGACCCUUGUGUAUUUGUACGAGUUUUCACCCCUUUGUACUGUUCACUACAGUAACCACUAAUCAUGCCGUUGUAAUAGGAAUUCACCUACGCUUUGUGUUCCGUCAUGUUUCCUUCAUGUUUUUUUUUUUUAAUUAUAAAUAUCAUAAUUUUAAGCAUCUCAAAUGCAGAAUUUUGUUACAUUAUUAUGUUUAGGAAUAUUAAGAAUAAAACAUUUUAACUGGGUAAGUUUAUAAAAUAUUGAUGAAGAUUAUUUGUCUUGGAAAUGGAUUGAAUAUAAAAAGAUAAAACAAAAA